GGUAUACCGAUCUCUACCUGACAAGGGAGUUUGUUCUGAAAGAUCCGUUCUCCAUAAAGGUACAGAAAGCGAAAUGGAAGACAUACCCCGCUACGUCUAUUCACGUAUUGAACCCGAUGAGUUCCGCAUCCUCAAGAUCCUUGAGGUAACUCCCCAGAUUAUAUUCAGCCUGGAGCCAUUCUCCAUUUACGAUGCCCCAGGAUACGAGGCUUUGUCGUACGCAUGGGGUACAUCGCCAGAAUCGGAAGAGAGUAUAUGCAACGGCGCACGUUUUCGUAUCUCCAGGACUUUGGGCCAAGCACUGCGGGGAAUCUACGCAUAUUCCGGAUCAGCUUGGGUAUGGGUCGAUGCGAUUUGCAUCAAUCAAACCGACGCAGUGGAGAAGGCGCACCAGGUGGCGGCGAUGGGCGAACUAUAUUCCUACGCUGACCAGGUCUUGAUCUGGCUGGGAGAGGAAGCCGACCAGAGCGACCUGGCGUGUUCCUUGUUGCCCGAACUUACGGACAGAAUCUGGGCACUGAAGGACAGUGAAGUGGGGUGGAGACCGCUAAGCACAGACGAGGUUGUAGCGCAGGGGCUCCCGCAUCCUGAUGAUCCGCUCUGGCGCGCUGUAUUUUUGCUGUACGGUCGGGCUUGGUUUCAGCGAUUGUGGAUUGUGCAGGAGAUUGUCUUAGCGCAGCAGUGCGUAUUUCUGUGCGGCGCGCGACGGAUUGAGUGGCAAUAUGUGUUGAAUUUUGCUGUCGCGACGUCAAAAUCUUUCUUUGUCGGGAAUAUCGCAGGGCUGCACACCCAAGCGAUGGGGGAGGACCAGGUGCACCGGUCGACGAACGGGAUUAGGCUUAUCAGGAACUCGUGGCGGUUGCAGACGGGGCUGGACCAGCCCGAGAAGGAGAUUGAUGGGAUCCAAGCAGCAAUGGACGUCAUGCAGAGCCAGGGUGCGUCUGUGAAGGUGGACUAUGUUUAUGGAGUCCUCGGCAUGCUCAGUGAGGCCAUGCGGAAGAUGGUAGUGGUGGAUUACUCCGAAGAGGUCAAGCAGAACUACGGGAUGGUUCAUGCUAGCUUUUUCCGGCACUGCUUGGAGAGGGUCACCGAUUGGCCAUCACUGCGUUUCCCUCCGAAGACAUCCCGUGUAAAUACCCCCUCAUGGUGUCCGCCUUGGGGCAGCGGCUGGAAUGACGGCUAUCUGCCCGUCGUGGGUUGCAGGGCUGGGAGACCAAUUGCAACCUCGCUCCCACCAUCCCCUUAUCGUCUAUGCCUUGCGACCGGCGGAGAAAGUGACGGGGUCCUGCGAAUUUCUGGUGUAUCUGUGGACACGGUCCGGGGGAUCGUUCCCCUCAGCCAAGUUUUCGACGAGGACACGAACAUUGUGCACGCACGUCGAAUCUUGAGCGUCCUCCAGGACUGUUCCUCCCACCUCCCCGACGGCGCCGAUGCCCACCAACGUCUUCUAGGGGUUCUAAUUGGCCAGCAUGGCUGGCUCGAAUCACCCCAGUUCUCGGGCCAUCCACACGGCAAUAUACUGGACAGCCUUGUUUCAUUUUUGAAGCCUCUUGCUAAAAGCGAAGAAGAGAAUGAAGGCAAGGCCGGUCAUGUCCCUCUUAACCUAGAUACGGCAGAAUAUUUUUUGGACCAGCAUCGUUUCUGGCGGGGCUAUCUCAACCUCAUGAUGGUUCGAUGGCCAGGUAGAAGCUUUGCGGUAACCACGAACGGCUGUAUGGCGAUAGUUCCCUGUGACACCAAACCCGGAGACACGGUGUGUGUCUUUCUGGGAGCGACACUCCCACAGAUUAUUUCUCGGCAUGAAAACAGGGUACACUGGACGUAUAUUGGACCUAGCGUUGUCGAUGGCGUUAUGAAAGGAGAGAUCUUCGAUACCAUGAAGGAUUGGAUGAACAGGAAGGAGAUCUUCUGUCUGAGGUAGUAGUAUCGGGUAGUCGUCUAGGAGAUCUUGCUGGCGAUGGUGGUAGCUCGCACUGGCCUAUAAGCGCGGCGGAGCAACCCUUUGGUGGAGUCCACGAGAGCGGACUGGGUCGGGAAGGUAGAAUCGUGGCUCUUGAGGAAUAUUUGGAUAUCAAGAGUAUCACGACUGGCAUUUGAAGGUAAACAAUUAGUAAAUCUGGUCUACAAGACAUUUUCUGUCAUACCUUGAAGAUUUUG
Aspergillus alliaceus is the source of this 2157-nucleotide messenger RNA. RefSeq names its product HET domain-containing protein. The transcript has a single exon. Bases 74 to 1921 code for a protein of 615 amino acids. The record is from RefSeq and is a predicted model, not a curated record. NCBI's taxonomy places the organism in Eukaryota, Fungi, Ascomycota, Eurotiomycetes, Eurotiales, Aspergillaceae.